Molecule: messenger RNA, 2364 nt
Organism: Symbiodinium sp. CCMP2592
Lineage: Eukaryota; Dinophyceae; Suessiales; Symbiodiniaceae
Source: the annotation of a GenBank genome assembly
AUGCUGCUGGAUGCACUGGCAAGCGCGCUGUGGUCACAACCAAACCUGGAGCGGCCAAGCUGUUGCGCUCCUCGCGAUGCCAACCAUCGAGGACCUGAGAUGCUCCUCGCACGCGGUGGGCGUGGAGGGGAGCUGCUUGGUGCCUCAGAGGCCACUUGCCCGGGCGGAGCACCUUGUCACGACGUGCGGGCAUGCACGGAGCUCCAAUUCGGGCCCGUUGAAGAUGAGGUAACUCUCCAUGAUCAUUGGAGAUCCGAGGAUACCAAGACGCGCGAGCAAAGCGCGAGAACAAGCGUAUGGGGCGUGGUUGAAGGCGAUGAAGAGGAGGAGGAAAAUGAAGAAAGGUCUGGCACUGUUGUCGGAACACGGACAACUAGAACGACCAGAACCUUGAAGACUCCAGACAUGCGCAAAGGGAUCGACCACAAAGUGCAUCAGGAGUCAACCAAGAGCACCUCCCUACCUGCUGAAAGCCUAGCGAGCACCGCGAAGGGCAGCAGGGUGAAUUGGAAUCAGGACGAAGUGGAGGACACGAGUCCGAAGACACCGAAGACACCUAAUUCAGGUCAUCGCAGUAUGACCAGCAGGAGCUCCCGAAGCUCCUACAGCAACCUGUCCGAGAACGCCCGGAGGGCUGCGGCCACGCGUGCGGCCAUGGCUCAACUCCAUAUCGACCUCGAGGAUCCCGACGGCCAGUCGGAGGGGCGCUCUGCCGGGGGAGGCAGCGUCUUGGCGCGGGCCGCCAGCGCGGUCUCGCGGAUGCUUCGGGCCGGAUCCUCGCUGUCCAGCAUGCUGGGUGCGACCUCCCGGACCACGCAGCGAAUGCCGACGCUGACGUCCAUUAGCCAGCGGCGGACCCUGGCUUCGAUGGUGUCCUUCCGUCUGAACUCCCCACAGCUCCUCCGGGCCACCAGGGCUUACAAGCCACUGGUCAAUCUUGGAGCCGUCUUGCGGGAUCGCAGGUCCACGCGGGUGGGCUUCGGGAGAUCCCUGAUCGGUCAGGCCAUGGCGUCCGCCGAGAACGUCGUCCGCCACACAGAGUCCUUUGAUGACUACAUGUUGAGCUUCCAGACCCGAGAGAUCGACCAGUUCUGGUCCCACAGCUGGCGAGCGAACACCUUUCUGAAGGUGAUGGUGCUGCUGCUCUACUACAACCAGGCGCCGGCAGCCUUCUUCAGCAUCCUCAGUGGCGGUGUGGGGAUGGCUCUGCGAGCCCUGCACAUCUUGCCGUAUUUCGUGAAGCUGGAGUCUGCCGUGGUGGGUGGGACCUAUCUCUAUGCGGCCUGGACAUCCAUCUUUGGCCUCACGGCUUUUCUUUCGGUCCUCUUUCUCUGGCGGCCCAAGCAGAGGGUGUUUCUGGACAAGGUUUGCAUCCACCAGAAGGACCCUGUGCUCAAAAAGGAAGGGGUGGAGAGCAUCGGUGCUUUCCUCUACUAUUCCCAAACCAUGCUGGUGUUGUGGGACCCCAGCUACGCCACGCGCUUGUGGUGUGUCUUCGAGAUGGCUGCAUUUGCAUGGGCCCACAGGAAUGACCUGAAGAAUCGUGUGGAGAUCCGCCCGGUAAUAUUUGCACCGGUCUACUUUGGGCUCAUGGUGACCUCGGUCAUCAACUGGGCCUUGCUCACCAUGUUCCCCAGGACCCCGACGAUGAGCAUUACCGUCUGGCCGGCUCUGCAGUCCAUCAUUUGCAUCCUUGGGGUGCAUUUCUUGAGGUCUUUUCACAGAGACAUGACCAUCCUCCGACAGCAUCUGGCGGAGUUCCAGGCAGCAAAUGCCCAGUGCUACUGCUGUAGUGUGUCACAUCGGCUGCCUGAGACGGGUGAAAGGAUAGCUUGUGAUCGAGAGGUCAUCCAAGCAUGUAUUAUGACGUGGUUUGGCACCUUGACAGACUUCGACAGCUUCGUGCAAGCUGAGCUGGCUGGCUACUUCUGGCGGUCGCUUGGGCACUUCGGCUUGCCGUAUCGUUGGGUGCUGGGCUCACAGCUCCCUGUCCUCUGGGCUUAUAUGGACAUAGUGGCAGAUAGCAUCCAGGGUGGAGAUGUGUGGUACAUCUCCUCCAUGGUCAUCGAAGGACUAGCCAUGUGGCUUUGUGCGAGCCCUCUGGUUGUGGCUUUUGUGAUUUGGGUGACGAACCUCUUGCAGAGAAAGCGCAAGCUGGCCGUCUGCGACACGUUAGUGUCGCUUUGGGCAGCAUCACUCGCGCUCAUUCCCGUCGGGACGCUGACUUUCCUCUGGUACGUGUCCCGCUUCGCCAUCUCCCCCACGAACCCGCUUCCCGGCGCCAUCGUCUUCCUCAUUGUAACGGCAGAGGUGACAACGCUUACGUACAAGUGGGGGCGGUCAAACUGCUUUGCAUGUGGCUGA